Toxotes jaculatrix (banded archerfish) is the source of this 2301-nucleotide messenger RNA. It is a transcript of the gene ccnt1, whose product is annotated as cyclin T1. The transcript is spliced from 9 exons. Gene Ontology annotation, cellular component: nucleus; cyclin/CDK positive transcription elongation factor complex. Gene Ontology annotation, biological process: positive regulation of DNA-templated transcription, elongation; regulation of transcription by RNA polymerase II. Gene Ontology annotation, molecular function: cyclin-dependent protein serine/threonine kinase activator activity. NCBI's taxonomy places the organism in Eukaryota, Metazoa, Chordata, Actinopteri, Toxotidae. The record is from RefSeq and is a predicted model, not a curated record. Bases 5 to 2128 code for a protein of 707 amino acids.
AGUGAUGGCGGCUUCGUUUCGUUCGCUCCCUGCAAGCUGUAAUAACAAAUGGUACUACACACGACAGCAGAUCGACAACAGCCCAUCUCGGAGAGCUGGACUUGAUCCCGACAAGGAGCUGUCCUACAGGCAACAGGCGGCGAACCUGCUCCAGGACAUGGGGCAGCGGCUCAAUGUAUCCCAACUUACAAUUAAUACAGCCAUUGUGUACAUGCAUCGAUUCUACAUGGUCCAGUCUUUCACCAGAUUUCACAGAAAUGUUAUUGCUCCUGCCGCUCUCUUCCUCGCAGCGAAGGUUGAGGAGCAGCCCCGAAAGCUAGAACAUGUUAUUAAAGUUGCCCAUGCAUGCCUCAAUCCUCAGGAGCCUUCACCAGAUGUACGCAGUGAUGCUUACCUGCAACAAGCCCAAGACCUGGUCAUUCUUGAGAGCAUAAUACUCCAGACCUUGGCUUUUGAAAUCACCAUUGACCAUCCUCAUACUCAUGUUGUCAAGUGCACUCAGCUUGUCAGAGUUGUUCCAGCGAGUAAGGAUUUGGCCCAAACAUCAUACUUUAUGGCUACCAACAGUCUGCACUUGACCACAUUCUGCCUGCAGUACAGUCCGCCCGUUGUGGCUUGUGUGUGCAUCCAUCUCGCCUGCAAAUGGUCCAACUGGGAGAUUCCUGUGUCCACCGAUGGCAAACACUGGUGGGAGUAUGUUGAUCCCACAGUCACCCUGGAGCUGCUGGAUGAGCUCACACAUGAGUUCCUGCAGAUUCUGGAGAAAACCCCCAGCCGGUUGAAACGGAUUCGCAAUUGGAAGGCUGGAGGGCAGACACCCAAAGUCAAGCCAAAAGUUCAGGAGGAGGGUGACCAGAGGGACACCAUGAUGAGCAUGAUCUCCAUGGCUUCAUCAGAGAGUACUGUGGCGGGCCUGAUGAGCCUCUCAGCUCCGCCGUCUGCCUCUUCUUCCUCAUCCAUGGGUGAUAAGGAGAGAGGUGCAUCUGGCAGUGCUCAGACUUGGAGUGGAAAGGGUCAGGGCGGAUCUGAACAGCAGCAACAACCGCAGCAGCAGCAACACCCCAACCACGAGGUUCACGCCCCGGCUAAGGUAUCGCUGAGUGAGUACCGUGCCAAGAACGCAGAUGUCCUGGCUGCCCAGAAGAGGAAGCUGGAGAACAUGGAGGCCAGCGUGAAGAGGGACUAUGCCAAUGCUGCCCAGGCUCUCAUUGGUCAGCAGCAGAGGAAGGAGAAGCAGCAGCAGCAGCAUCACCAGCAGUCCAGCUCCUCCUCCUGCGACAUGUCCAGCCCUUCUCCCAUCAUUCUGAAAAUCCCCCUUGAGAAGGAGAGGCAUGACCGGAGCUCUCUGAAAAUGCGUUUCCCUGUAGCAGGGGGAGCAGGCAGCGGGCACAGCAGCAGCAGCAGUAGCAGCAGCACCACCCGGGGUCAGGAUCAGGACAUUAAAGUCAGAAUACGAAUGCCUGAGAAGCAAAAGGGGAGUUCGGGAGAGGAGGGCAAGAGCAGGGACAAGCACAGGGAACGGUCUAAUCAUCACCACCAUCACCACCACCACCACCACCAUUCCUCCUCUAGCAGUGCCUCGCUUUCCUCUUCACAUAAACACUCAUCUAGUUCCAGCGGAGCAGUAGGAAGCAGCAAAAAAGUCCCCAGCGACUCCUCUAGAACAAGCUCUUCAUCCUCUUCAGCGUCACGCAAGAGGACGCACUCCCAGGAUCCCACAGCAAGUUCUCACCCUGCCUCAAAAGUCAGCAAGUCCUCUAGGAAUCCCUACCAGCUACCGUCCCUGUCGUCCUCCUCUGGGCAAACUCUAGGUCAUGGUCCUGACCUGCUUCCCGCUCUGGGGCUUCCCCACCACCAAGGGAGCUACUCGCACUCCAAAAGUGACAAGACAGACACUAACGGGCACGGUGCAGCGGGUGGAGCCCAGUCGAACGAGUACCAGGACACUUUUGAUAUGCUGAACUCUCUUCUGAGCGCACAGGGGGUCCAACCGUCCCAGCCGUCCAUGUUUGACUACAGAUCCCAGUAUGGGGACUUUCGGUACAGCGGUGGUUCCAGAGGGAACAACCCCAGACCCCCACCCCUGCCUUCAGAACCGCCUCCACCACUGCCACCGUUACCCAAAUGAGUUCCUGAUCAGGAGAUGUUAUUAUGUACAUUGUGCUUGACAUCACAAACAUCCAUCUUGUUACAUCAAGUAUUGUAUUAUUAUUUUUUUAAAACUCACCCAGUGUUUUUAAUGGGCUUCGGUGUGACAGCAGAGAAAUGUAAUGGUGAGACAAGCGAGUUUUUAUUUUUUAA